Platichthys flesus (European flounder) is the source of this 5071-nucleotide messenger RNA. It is a transcript of the gene snrka, whose product is annotated as SNF related kinase a. The coding region runs from base 359 to 2905 and encodes 848 amino acids. Gene Ontology annotation, molecular function: tau-protein kinase activity; ATP binding; protein serine/threonine kinase activity. The record is from RefSeq and is a predicted model, not a curated record. Lineage: Eukaryota; Metazoa; Chordata; Actinopteri; Pleuronectiformes; Pleuronectidae. Gene Ontology annotation, biological process: protein phosphorylation; microtubule cytoskeleton organization; intracellular signal transduction. Gene Ontology annotation, cellular component: cytoplasm. The transcript is spliced from 8 exons.
AGGAUGCAACCAUUGCGAUCAGUGCUGCCGCUGCCAACGAUGCAAGUCCUGGUUUUACGGAUGAACCCCGGGCACGGGCACCUCCUGCGUGCCGCCGUCACCCCACAGAGGCUGCACCAUCCCCGCCUGCUCUGAUAAUUCGCCCUCAAUUCACUCCAGGAGCCGACCGAGCCCAGGCACCCGGCGGAGACCGGACUCAGGGCUUUAUGUUUACCGAGCAGAAGCUGCGAGAGGAAGCCAGAGCCAUGGGCUUCUCCUUCAGCCUUCGAUGAACUGAGCUAAAUUGGACCCACACAACUCAUCCAUCCAGUCUCUGCCUGCAGUGGGGGCCUCCCUCUCCCAAGCGCACGCUCCAGCUAUGGCAGGAUUCAAGCGGGGAUAUGAUGGCAAAAUUGCUGGCCUAUAUGACCUUGACAAGACGCUGGGCCGUGGCCACUUUGCCGUGGUGAAGCUGGCACGCCAUGUCUUCACUGGCGAGAAAGUUGCGGUGAAGGUGAUAGACAAGACGAAGCUGGACACGGUGGCCACAGGUCACCUCUUUCAGGAAGUCCGCUGCAUGAAACUGGUCCAACAUCCCAACAUCGUGCGCCUGUAUGAAGUGAUAGACACUCAGACCAAACUUUACCUCAUCUUGGAGCUAGGUGAUGGAGGCGAUAUGUUUGACUACAUCAUGAAGCAUGAGGAGGGUCUGAAUGAAGAGCUGGCCAAGAAAUAUUUUGCCCAGAUUGUCCACGCUAUCUCUUACUGCCAUCGGCUGCAUGUGGUGCACAGAGACCUCAAGCCAGAGAAUGUGGUGUUCUUCGAGAAACAAGGGCUGGUAAAGCUCACUGACUUUGGAUUCAGUAAUAAAUUUCAGCCAGGGAAGAAGCUGACAACCAGUUGUGGAUCUCUGGCAUACUCUGCACCAGAAAUACUGUUGGGCGAUGAGUAUGAUGCUCCAGCUGUAGAUAUCUGGAGUCUGGGUGUGAUCCUGUUCAUGUUGGUAUGUGGCCAGCCGCCCUUCCAGGAAGCAAACGACAGCGAGACCCUCACCAUGAUCAUGGACUGUAAAUACACUGUACCAGCUCACGUCUCCAGGGCCUGCGAAGAUCUUAUAGACCGAAUGCUUCAGCGGGAUCCCAAAGGGCGAGCAUCCCUGGAUGAAAUUGAGACCCACACCUGGCUGCAGGGGGUUGACCCAUCGCCAGCGACCAAAUACAACACUCCCCUGGUCUCCCACAAGAGCCUGUCUGAGGAGGAACACAACAGCAUCAUCCAGCGCAUGGUGCUGGGAGACAUCGCUGAUCGAGAAGCCAUAGUCGAAGCCCUGGAGACCAACAAAUACAAUCACAUCACAGCCACGUACUACCUGCUAGCAGAGAGGAUCCUGAGGGAGAAGCAGAAGGAGGUCCAGACCCGCUCAUCCAGCCCCAGCAACAUCAAGGCUCAAUUCAGGCAGUCCUGGCCCACCAGAGUAGACAUGCACCAGGACAUCGAGGACAGCUUGGCAGCGUCCUCCAUCUCCAUCGCUGGAGGCCCCCAGUCCCCAGCUCGCAGCACAGAGAGCCUGCUCAACGGACAUCGCACCAAAGGCUUGAUGGAGCUGGGCCGCCGGGAGGAGACGGUGACGGACUCACCAGGACCAUCGGCAAAGGGAGCCGGUGCUGCCGCCUCGGGUCCUUCUCUGGGCUCUGGGACCGUCAGGGCCCACAGUGCCUCCUCCUCAGCAGCAGCCAAGCAGAGGACAUGCCUCUUCAGGGUGGCGGAGGAUGAGGAGGAUGAGGAAGAGCGCGACUCGUCUCCCCGCCCGACCCAGGUGAUCCUGCGCCGCAAGCCUCCCUCCAUCACCAACCGCCUGACCUCCAGGAAGAGCGCCCCGGUGCUCAACCAGAUCUUUGAGGAGGAAGGGGAGUCGGACGACGACUUCGACAUGGACGAGGGUCUGCCGCCCAAACUCAGCCGCCUCAAGAUGAACAUGGCAGGGAACGCCAGCAGCCUGAGCUCAGCGGCCAGCUCCUCCUCAUCCCCGGGCUCCACGCAGAAGCGAUACCAGCGGCGUAAGAGCCAGGGGAGGGGGUCGUCGUGUUCCAGCUCCGAGACGAGCGACGACGACUCGGAGAGCCACCGAAGACGUCUGGACAAAGACUCGGGCUUCAGUUACGGCUGGAACAGAAGGGACAGCAGUGAGGGUCCGCCUGGCAGCUCGGGGGGGAAUGGGGGAGGAAGCAGCUCAGGGCAGGGGAAGCCUCCUGGAGAGGGAGGGGGCACCUCUGGUCCGGACCGGGGGAGUCCUCCUGGAGGGGGUGGGAACGGAGGUGGGGGAGAUGGCGGUGGGGGUGGGGGGAAUGGGGGAGGAGGAGGAGGGGGUAAUAAAGGACAAGACAGCCCCUCCAGUUGUUGUAAUAACAGUAGCACCACUAGCCCCUCCCCAAGCUCUAUGUCCCGCUCCGCCCGCACGGCGAGCCGCAGCGCCGAGCUGGUGGAGAGUCUGAAGCUGAUGAGUCUGUGCCUCAGCUCGCAGCUGCAGCACCACCGUGGAGGCCGGGGGGGGCGAGCCGGGAAGUUAAUCAUAGACCCUUGCAGUCUCUCUGGGGGGAGCGUGAAAAUCCAGGAGAAAUCAGCCUGGAGGAUGUGCAUCGGCUCCAACGGGAGCCUGGACACUAUCACUCUGCCCACCACCGCCGCCCUGCCUCGCACCCACUCCGCCCAGCACCACCACCGCAAAUCAGGGCCACACCACUCCCCCAGCUCGCAGGCCCGGCCCGCCGAUAGGAACGCUCACAGCAAUCUGAAUGCUUUGAAACGGGGCGUGCUUCAACUACCUCUGUGCGAGAAGACCAUCUCUGUGAACAUCCAGCGCGGCAGAGGCUCCAGGGACGGUCUGCUCUGUUCCUCAGCUCCGGCCACCUGCUGCCAGGUCAUCUGAGGCUGGGAGCUCAGAACCGACCUUCUCCCUCCUGGAUGACAUGCCGCUCAGCCCCCCCCCCCUCCUCUUUUCUGACCUCCUCCUCUUGUUCAGAUCAGUCACUGCUCCUCAUUCUAACCGUGUUGUCCUGUGUUUGGCUGUAGCAGGUAGCUGAGCUCACAUCUUCUGCUGUCGUCUCAGAGCUCUCUCUCUCUCUCUCUCUCUCUCUCUCUCCACCUCUCCUCUGUCACUUUGAUCUGUUCCAUGUCGUGUCCGAGGUUCACGUUGCUUUUAACUUGUAUUGUUUUCAUUUUUAUCUUUGUUCUAUGUCUCCAGUUGCUUUUCAGAGCAGUGGCACCAACAUUCUUUUAAUUCUUUUUAACAAUAUGCUGCUUUUAGAACAUUUUACAAUUUGGAGGGUUUGAUUGAGCUGGGGGGGGCAUUGGCUAAAGUUCUGUAUUGAACCAAAUAAAAAAGAAAACAAAUUCCAGAUUAGAAGUAACGUGUAGUUUCAUCCCCCAAAAAUCGAAAAUACCAAAAUUAUUUUUAGAGGAAAUGUCCCAUCUAUAUCAGAAUGAAGUCGUACUGUAAAAAUUAUUUGUAACAUUUCAAGAUGAAGUCAUAUUGUAGAAAGAAAUAUCAAUAUAACAAAAGGUUUUGCUAUCUUAAGAUAAUGUUUGACAUGGAGAAAAUAUAUUUUACGAGUGCAGACUAAUACUCCUGUCCCCCCCACCACUGUCACUGCUGCAGCCUGUAGUCAGCAGAAGGUGUCACAGUGCUCAGUGGUUAUCAACACCCCCCCUCCCUCCCCCUCCAUCUUUGCUCUCUGAGUGUUGUCGGCAGCUUUAGAUUUCUUUGAGCGAUGGUUUGAAUGGGAGUGACCUCUCACCCCAGUCUGGACGCCACAUUGCACCCAGACAAUCUGUUUUUAUGUAGUUUUUAUUUGUAUUUUACUCGUGAUUAUUUUUAGCUCCAUUCGUUCACUCGACCUCCGACAAAGUGUUGGUCACAACCCUUUAAAUCUGGACGUGUCUGAAUCGAGGAAACAGCUCAGCCGAGAAACAGGUGGUUUUUAAAAGUGCGCGACUCCUCUGUGGUUGAGAGCGUAGCAGCAAGGCUCUCGCUCGCCACGGAUGGAAACGUUCCUGCUGUCCGUCUAUUUAAUGAGGUAUUAUUUUUUUAUUCAGGGCGUUGUGUUGCUGUCGUUGCUGACACAGACCAUUGGUCGUGUCUGACUCUGUAUUAGUUUGAUUUCAUGUACGCUGCCAUCUUUUAGUCCCGGCUGCACUCGCCUGCCUCCCCGAGCUCAGUGCACGUGUGGACGCAGCGCAUCGACUCGUGUGUUGAGUAUGUAGAUACAGUAAAGUUUAUUUUUUAAAACGUGUACUUUUUCUUUUCUUUUUUUUGGAGUGAUCUGCUGAUUUUCGAUGUUGACGGGAGCUUGUGAGAAGUAAAUCAGCAGCAGGAGAAGCUCAUGACUCGCAGCUUCACAGGAGCUCACCAAGACGUGAACAAACGACAGAACGGGGAAACGGGGAGAUUCUUUAAGGGCAUUGGCAAUAAGCUAUACUGUGUGUUGCAGCUAUCUGUACAGGAACAUUUUUAUGAGUUUCUUUGUGUUUUAUUCCAGACUUGUGCUGCCUCACAACGGCUGCAUUGGGCCGAAAAGGCAAAAGGGAGUUUUAAAAGAUUUUAAGUGUGUGUUUUCCUCUUUUUUUUUUUCCCUUCUUUGUUUUUGAAAACAAAAUGUACAUAGAGUUGUAAAUAUGGUGCUCUUUCUCUAUAUCUAGAACAGCAGAGUGAGCCUUUUGGUGCAUAGCUGUACAGUCAUCUAGCCUUAUGAUAAUUAGUACUACUGUAUGGGUGUCUCAGCUAAAAAUAAAGCCGUGUGAGAAAAACCAUGAUUCUAUUCAUACUGUCGGGUCUCUGACUGUCGUCUUACUCAGCUGUAUCCAGGUGAAUGACGUGCAUGUGUUUCAAUGUUUGACAUUCAGUGACACUGAGAACAGAGCGAGUCAGUCACAGGAAUGUAACUGGACCAAAAAGCAGAAAAAGAAAAAAACCGUCUGAGUUGGAACUGACAGGAAUAUUCAGUGUAUAAUUCUGUAGUUGACCUGUUGUCACUUGUCAGAUGUUACAUAUAGCUAUGGUAAUAUCCAAAAAUAAAAUGUGGAGUACUGUCUCAUC